AUGGCUCUUCCGUUUGCUUUCUUCUCUUCUCUGCUGGUGACGGCAUCUGCCCUCAACAUUGCACCUCGCGCCACCACCAGCUUGGACACCUGGUUGGCCUCAGAGACAACGGUUGCCCUUGAUGUUAUACAAGAAAACAUCGGGUCUGCCGGUGCAUUUGCUGAAUCCGCGAGCAGCGGCGUUGUUAUCGCCAGUCCAAGUACCGAUGACCCGGACUAUUUCUAUACUUGGACCCGGGACUCUGCUCUCACCAUGAAGGUUCUAGUUGACCUCUUUCGCAAUGGCGAGUCGAGCUUGCAGGGCAUCAUCGAGGAUUACAUCGAUGCACAAGCCUAUCUGCAGACCGUAUCCAACCCGUCUGGUGACUUGACCACGGGCGGAUUAGGUGAGCCGCAUUUUAACGUGGACUUGACGGCCUAUACAGGCUCCUGGGGUCGGCCCCAACGUGAUGGGCCCGCUCUCAGAGCAACUGCACUCAUGGACUUUGGCGAGUGGUUAAAUGCAAACGGCUACGAAGCGUACGCUGCUGAAAUUAUCUGGCCCAUUGUGCGCAACGAUCUCUCAUACGUCGCGCAAUACUGGAACGAAACAGGAUAUGACCUAUGGGAGGAGGUUGAUGGGUCUUCCUUUUUCACUAUCGCAGUUCAACACCGCGCUCUUGUGGAGGGUAUUGCAUUUUCUUCGGCUGUUGGCUCCUCAUGCACCUAUUGUGAAUCCCAGGCCCCCGAAAUUCUUUGCUACCUGCAGUCCUUUUGGUUGGGCGAUUAUAUUCUGGCCAACUUUGAUGAGAGCAGCCGUACUGGAAAAGACGUCAACACUAUUCUGGGCAGUAUCCAUACUUUUGAUCCCGAAGCCGGUUGCGACGACACAACCUUCCAGCCAUGCUCAUCGCGCGCCCUUGCCAACCAUAAGGUGGUGGUAGACUCCUUCCGCGACUUAUUUACCAUCAAUGAUGAUGCAGCCGAGGGCACUGCCUGUGCCAUUGGGCGCUAUCCCGAAGACACGUAUUAUGACGGUAAUCCAUGGUUCCUUUGUACUAUGGCAGCCGCGGAAUUGCUCUAUGAUGCACUCUACCAGUGGAACAAUAACGCGGAGAUUGUGAUUGAUUCUACCUCACUGGAUUUCUUCACCGACUUAUAUAGUUCUGCUGCUACAGGAACCUACUCUUCCUCAAGCUCUGAGUACACUUCCAUUGUGGAUGCCGUCAAAACAUACGCAGACGGAUUCCUCAGCAUUGUGCAAGAUCAUGCAUUGACAAAUGGCUCUAUGUCGGAGCAAUUUGAUAAAGCUGAUGGCGAUGAGCUGUCUGCCCGGGAUUUGACCUGGUCGUAUGCCGCAUUGUUGACGGCUAACAUGCGCCGUAACUCUGUUGUUCCUCCUUCCUGGGGCGAGACAUCGGCCAGCAGCGUGCCAGCAACUUGCGUUGCAACCUCUGCAACGGGUCUUUACAGCACAGCCACAGAUACGGCGUGGCCGGCCACAUUGACAGGUGGUAGUACUGAAACUACUUCCACUACAGCAAAAACUACAUCUUCUGCUUCUUCCGGCACUACAACCACUACCUCCACCACCACCAAGAGUACCAGCACUACUACAACAGCUUGCACCACCCCUACGAGUGUCGCUGUCACGUUCGAUCUUAUUGCGACAACAGAGUAUGGUCAGAACAUGUAUAUAUCUGGCUCCAUCAGCGCCCUCGGUGACUGGGAUACCAGUGAUGCUAUAGCAUUGAGUGCAGCUGAUUACACAUCUUCAGACAAUCUCUGGUUUGUGACUAUUGAUUUCACUGCGGGUGAGUCGUUUGAAUACAAGUACAUCCUCGUUGAGAGUGAUGGGACUGUGGUCUGGGCGGAUGGUGAUAACGAAUCAUAUACCGUUCCUGCUGUUUGUGGAGAAACAACUGUCACUGUUGAUGAUACUUGGGAUAGUUAG
Molecule: messenger RNA, 1932 nt
Organism: Penicillium verhagenii
Lineage: Eukaryota; Fungi; Ascomycota; Eurotiomycetes; Eurotiales; Aspergillaceae
Exons: 5
Coding region: 1-1932 (643 amino acids)
Biological process (GO): polysaccharide catabolic process
Cellular component (GO): fungal-type vacuole
Molecular function (GO): glucan 1,4-alpha-glucosidase activity; starch binding
Source: RefSeq, a predicted model, not a curated record